Messenger RNA from Hemiscyllium ocellatum (epaulette shark), 1765 nucleotides. Its product is annotated as C4b-binding protein beta chain-like. Bases 756 to 1304 code for a protein of 182 amino acids. The transcript is spliced from 8 exons. The record is from RefSeq and is a predicted model, not a curated record. Lineage: Eukaryota; Metazoa; Chordata; Chondrichthyes; Orectolobiformes; Hemiscylliidae.
AACAAAAGAAAGCAUGAGCUGAAAAUAACGUUUUCCCUAAUGGCAAUGAAAGAAGGUUAAAAAGCCCCUUUCUGGGAAGUGGGCAAAGGUCCUCAUCUCCAAUCUGAUUUGUACCUUCAUGAGAAUCUUCACAUGUGGAAGAUAAAACAUUAGCUACAGACAGAAUGUAUAAACAAGUUGCUAUUUCAAGAAACUUUGUGGCAGAAGCAGAGGAGUUGGAUCUUUGACUUUAGAACUGAAAUAGACUUGAAAAUGUUCUCUCUUUCUUAGUCUUUCAAGAAGAAAACCUGGCAACAGCACUGACUGGAAAGAAAUAUCAGGCAACAAAGAAUUAAAUAAGACUGCAACAAUGUUUAAGAAUGUAAUGAACCAGACUGUCAGGCUGAAGCCUUACAUCUUGAGGACACCCAAAGAACUCUCAAAUACCUAUUCUUUUAGCUUCCUUUUGUCGAAGAAAGUCUCCCUUUCUAACUUUAUACCUGGGUGUGUGAUACUGCCUGAAAACUAUGUGCCUGUAUUUGCAUCUUUAUUAUUUUGCUCGAGGUCCUUACAAGCGUGGGAUAUGCCCGAGUGUUUUCUACUUGAACAAGAAAAAUUGGCUCCAGAUUUGGAAAGUGGGCUGGGUUUAUCAUAAUCAGCAGUCGGAGUUUUCGGAAAAGAAAGAACAACAGGAUUGAAGUCUAAUCGUUUUCAGGAGGGAACCUCUCGAAGUUUGUUUUCCAGAAUCUCCCUGACUAUUAAGAGAGGAUUGUGAAAUGUUGGAGAGAUUGAUCAUCUGUCUCAUUGCGAUCGGGGAGGCCCGGGGAACGGCAAGAGACUGUGGUCAUCCAGGAGAGAUUCUGAAUGGGUAUUAUAUGGCAGAAUCUACUACUCUGGGGAGUAAAGCUAUAUUUUAUUGUGACCAAGGUUAUCAGAUUAUUGGUACAGACUACCGCUUGUGCACAACAGAUGGUUGGAGUGGCCAGAUCCCAACAUGUGAAAUUAUUGAAUGUUCCCGUCCUGACACACCUGCAAAUGGCUACAUUGAAAGAGGAUUUGGACGCAAGUACAAGUAUCAGGACGAGAUAGUCUUCCGCUGCAAUGAAGGUUUUGAAAUGAUUGGUGCGAGUGUGAUUAAAUGCAGUGAGAAUAACAGCUUUGUGCCAUCGCCACCUAUUUGUAGAUUACCAGUAAAUUGUGGUGAUCCAGAAGAAAUUUUGAAUGGAUAUUAUGAAGCAAAUUAUAAUUGGGGAAGUAAAGUUAUAUAUCAUUGCAAUGAAGGGUACAAACUGAUUGGUAAUGACAGCCACUGGUUGGAGUGGUGAGGUCCCAACAUGUAAAAAAUUUCCUCCAAUCAACAUUUUAAAAGAAAUGAUUGCAGUGGCCCGUCAAGUCGGCAUCAAGGAAGAAAAUAUGAUCGAGGCCAAAUACCAGCUGCUUGAUAGUGAACGUGAAAUUCUCAAGUUGAAGGAAAACCUUCUUAAAAAGAUGGAGCAGUAUGUGGAUGAAAAUAAUCUGUAAACUUCCUGAAACAUUAAUCAAUAUCAUACCUGUUUCAGUUACUAAUCCCAUGUUGUAUAUCAAAACCAUAAUCACAUUAAACAACUCAAAUUAUAAGUUUGUGAAUUUAACCUGUUCUAGUUAAUUAUAAUAUUAGAAUUUGUUAUUUGAAAUAUUUGCAUUUUUCUAUAUGGCCUACGUGGAAUAGUCAGUGUGGAUUUAACAGAAAUGAGGAAUGCACAUCAAGAGUGUUUUGCUUUUCCAUAAAUAAAAUUUUGUAUAUGUU